Molecule: messenger RNA, 2190 nt
Organism: Alligator sinensis (Chinese alligator)
Lineage: Eukaryota; Metazoa; Chordata; Crocodylia; Alligatoridae
Product: zinc finger protein RFP-like
Exons: 7
Coding region: 2-1456 (484 amino acids)
Molecular function (GO): zinc ion binding; protein binding
Source: RefSeq, a predicted model, not a curated record
GAUGGCGGCUGAGGAGCCUCUGGGGACCCUCGAUCAUGAAGCAACUUGCCCUAUUUGCCUUGAAUUUUUCACAGAGCCCGUCACUCUAACCUGUGGGCACAACUUCUGCCAAAGCUGCAUUACCCAGUACUGGGAGAAGUCAGGGCCAAACUGCUCCUGCCCUCAGUGCAGACAAGCAGUGAGGCAGAGAACCCUCAGCCCAAACUGGCAGCUGACCAACGUGGUAGAAAUAGUCAAACAGCUGAAGGCACAGGCAGCCAAAGGAACAACAGGACAGAGGGUAUGUGAGCAACACCAGGAGGAUCUGAAACUCUUCUGUAAAGAGGAUCAAACACUUAUCUGUGUGGUUUGCCAUCUGUCCCGUGCCCACCGAACACACACCAUAGUUCCUGUAGAAGAGGCCACCCAGGAGUACCAGGAGAGGUUUCAGGCCCAUUUGAGGAUUUUGAGGGAAGAAAAGGAAAAGUUCCUGACAUAUAAACUGACUGGAGAGAAGAGAAUCCAGGAAUGUCUGAAACAAACUGAAGUGGAGAAGGAGAAGAUUGUGUCUGAAUUUCAACAAUUGCACCUGUUCCUAAAUGUACAAGAGCAACUCCUACUGACCUGGCUAGGAAAGUUGGUGGAGGAGAUGGAGAAGAUAAAGAAAGAGAAUGUCACCAAGCUAUCCAAGGAUAUUAAUCAUAUCGAUGAGCUGAUCCAUGAACUAGAGGGGAAGUACCAGCAGCCAGCAAAUGAAUUCCUGCAGGAUAUCAGGAGCAGCUUGAGCAGGUACAAGAAAGGGAUGUUCCAGCUUCCAGUGGAGAUUUAUCCUAAUCUAGAAAAGAGACUCACUAAUUUCUCCAAGAAAAAUGCUUUCCUAAUGAGGACUCUGAAGAAAUUCAAAGACACGAUGUCAUCUGAACUGAGGGGAGAAAUGGGGAAACCACAGGCACUGUAUACAAAAGCAAUUGUAACUUUGGAUCAAGACACAGCUCAUCCCAACCUUGUUUUGUCUCUGGAUCGGAAAAGUGUGAAGUGGGAAAACACAGUGCAGAGACUCCCUGACAAUCCUAAGAGAUUUGAUAAUAGGCCUUGUGUGCUGGGCUCUGAGCGAUUUACUUCAGGGAGACAUUACUGGGAGGUAGACGUUGGGGAGGGGAAAGACUGGGCCGUGGGAGUGGCCAGAGAGUCUGUGAGGAGGAAAGGACAGGUUACCCUUAAUCCUGAAGGGGGAAUCUGGGCUGUGGAGUGUGACUGGGAUCAGUUCCAUGCUCUCACCUUCCCUGAGGUGACCCUACUGCCUCUCAGCCAAGUCCCCAGGAAGAUCAGUGUCUUUCUGGACUAUGAAAGAGGUGGGGUGAGAUUUUAUCAUGCUGGUAGUGCAAACCCAAUCUUUAUCUUCCCACCGGCCUCUUUCAAUGGGGAGGGAAUCCAUCCCUGGUUCUGGGCUGUUUCCCAACUCAGCCUGAAUUCCUAAGACAUUAUGAUGUUGGGAGAGGGAACAGCCUACUGGAAAUGAAAGCACAAGCUUCCCUCACCUUGAAUGUCUCUGAUGCUUUGUUUUUGGAUAAAACCCUCCACCCCCAGGUCCCCCCGAUGUUUCACUUCCAUGCCAAAGACAUUGGUGCUCUUUCAUGUAUCAUACCACCUAUGUCCUUCCCCCAUCUCCUGCCCAAGCCUCCGGUUGCAGGACUUCUUGUUGCUGGUGGCCAACGAUGAACCAUGGGGCAAGGCACUCCUACUGGGAUAUGAACUGGUUUCUCCUGCAUGGUUUAUAGGCAUGGGCAUAUUGCUGACCCUGUUUUUGAUGACACCUGCCCCUCUUGUGGUGAGAGGGAGACCCCAGUGCCCAUCUCCCUGGACCAUACUUGACUACAGCCUCCAUAUCGGUUCCUUCAGAGCCUCCUGCUUAGGCUCUGGGUUCUCUUUUCUCAGCAGUAUCUCACCUGCUUGUUUCUCAUGCAUGGCCCCAUGGAGGUGUGAGACCCCCUACUUGCUCACCUAUUCCCGGCCCUGCACAAGUUGGCCACCUACAACCCCAGUGGGAAAAAGUUGGAUGGUGGUGGGAAGGGGAGUAGCUUUGUGACCACUGAAUGGAGUUCCCUUGAGCAGUAUUUGCUGGUACUUUGAAUGCCUUUGAGGAGCUCUGGACACUGCUGGUGUGAUAUAUCUAUAUCUAUAUAUAGAUAUCUAUACACACACACACACACA